Leptinotarsa decemlineata (Colorado potato beetle) is the source of this 1338-nucleotide messenger RNA. Its product is annotated as beta-galactosidase-1-like protein 3. Gene Ontology annotation, molecular function: beta-galactosidase activity. Gene Ontology annotation, biological process: carbohydrate metabolic process. Lineage: Eukaryota; Metazoa; Arthropoda; Insecta; Coleoptera; Chrysomelidae. The record is from RefSeq and is a predicted model, not a curated record.
GAAUAAAGGAAUUACUUGUAACAUCGGAUAAUCCAGUUCGAGGUACAGGUGGCACUAUACGAAAGUUAUUUUUUAUGGCUGGGAAUUUCAAUACAGAUCCUCAAAAACAGCUUGAUAUGUUGAAGAAGCUACAACCCAAUAAACCCCUGAUGACAAUGGAAUACUGGUCGGGAUGGUAUGAUGUUUGGGGUAGCCGGCAUAAUAACAGAUCUGCACAAAUAUUCGAGGAAGUGUAUGAAGAAAUUCUGAAAUAUCCGUCGUCAGUUAAUAUAUACAUGUUUCAUGGAGGCACAAAUUUUGGGUUCAUGAAUGGUGCAGAGAAUAGAAAAUAUGAUGAAAUAGAAUCAGAUUAUCAUUCGAUUAUAUCCAGCUACGAUUACAAUGCCCCGUUGGAUGAAGCUGGUCGAUACACUGAUAAGUACUAUAUCACAAAGAAACUGUUAGAAAAAUAUAAUACCAUCAAAACGAAAUUACCCGACGUUCCAGAACAAUCAGAAACCACUGCUUAUACUUCUGUCCCUAUUCAAGAACAACUAUCCAUUGAAUCGGCACUAGAAACUCUAACAUCUCUACAGUCCACGAAAUUGUUGCCAAUGGAAAUGUUAAACAUUAACAAAAAUGGUGGUCAAAGCUAUGGAUACAUCGUAUAUCGGAAAAAGAAUCUUCAUAUACCGGCCAAUGGUGUCUUGAGAAUAGAAGGCAGGGUAUGUGAUACUGUGAUGGUUCUUGUAAAUGGGGUUUUGGUGUCACCAUGGUUGCAGAAAAGUGCCGAUUUAAAUAAAUUUGGAACCUCCAGAGUGGAAAAUGGUACACUGGUUCUCUCAACAGUUCAGUUAUCUGGUGCUACCUUGGACUUGGUGGUGGAAAACUGGGGUAGAGUAAAUGUCAGAGUGUACAAACAAUUCAAAGGUAUUUGGCAAGGAGGUGUUUUGUUGAAUGACGAAUAUAUUUCCAAUUGGAUGAUUUUUCCUCUUGAAUUCAAGAAAUCCUGGACCAAUGAGCUGAGUUCAUGGCGAACAUUUGAUAAAUCUGCAACAGGACCAUCGUUGUACAAAGCUUCACUUAUAGUCAACAAUCCAUUAAAAGAUACCUUUCUCGAUAUGAGCAAUUGGACAAAAGGAAUUGCUAUGGUGAAUGGCUUUGUUUUGGGUAGGUACGCUAGAAUGGGUCCAAUUCAGACAUUGUACUUACCUGCACCCUUUUUGAAACAUGGGAGAAAUGACGUCAUUAUUUUUGAACAUUUCAAGCCACAUUCUGAGAUAUCCUUCACUGAAGACCACAUAUAUUCUUCUCAUUGAUUUUGUCAAAUGUUCUAUUAAAUGAAUGGUUUGUUAGAGA